Molecule: messenger RNA, 1762 nt
Organism: Lagenorhynchus albirostris (white-beaked dolphin)
Lineage: Eukaryota; Metazoa; Chordata; Mammalia; Artiodactyla; Delphinidae
Gene: PPIL2
Product: peptidylprolyl isomerase like 2
Exons: 21
Coding region: 44-1669 (541 amino acids)
Biological process (GO): protein folding; protein polyubiquitination; protein peptidyl-prolyl isomerization
Cellular component (GO): catalytic step 2 spliceosome
Molecular function (GO): ubiquitin-ubiquitin ligase activity; peptidyl-prolyl cis-trans isomerase activity
Source: RefSeq, a predicted model, not a curated record
CGCCGCCGCCGCCGCCGCCGCCGCCGCCGCCGCCGCCGCCGCCAUGGGGAAGCGACAGCACCAGAAGGACAAGAUGUACAUUACCUGUGCUGAAUACACUCACUUCUAUGGUGGCAAGAAACCAGAUCUCGCACAAACAGAUUUUCGUCGUCUACCUUUUGACCACUGCAGUCUCUCUCUACAGCCCUUUGUCUACCCGGUCUGCACCCCCGAAGGCGUCGUCUUUGACUUGCUGAACAUUGUCCCUUGGCUUAAGAAGUAUGGGACCAACCCCAGCAACGGAGAGAAACUGGACGGGAGGUCCCUGAUCAAGUUGAACUUUGCAAAAAACAGUGAAGGGAAGUACCACUGCCCUGUGUUGUUCACCGUCUUCACCAACAACAGCCACAUCGUGGCCAUCAGGACCACUGGCAACGUCUACGCCCACGAGGCGGUGGAGCAGCUAAACAUCAAGGCCAAGAACUUCCGAGACCUGCUGACCGACGAGCCCUUCUCCCGGCAGGACAUCAUCACCCUACAGGACCCCACCAGUUUGGACAAAUUCAAUGUCUCCAACUUCUUUCAUGUUAAGAAUAACAUGAAAAUAAUAGACCCAGAUGAAGAAAAGGCCAAGCAGGACCCAUCUUAUUAUUUGAAAAACACGAACACGGAGACCCGAGAGACGCUGCAGGAGCUCUACAAGGAGUUCAAAGGGGACGAGAUGCUGGCGGCCACCAUGAAGGUCCCCGAGAAGACAAAGGUGGACAGGCUGAACGCUGCCCACUAUUCCACCGGGAAGGUCAGCGCCUCCUUCACCUCCACUGCCAUGGUUCCCGAGACCACGCAUGAAGCAGCUGCCAUUGAUGAGGACGUGCUGCGCUACCAGUUCGUGAAGAAGAAGGGCUACGUGCGGCUGCACACCAACUUGGGUGACCUCAACCUGGAGCUGCACUGCGACCUGACGCCAAAAACCUGUGAGAACUUCAUCAAGCUUUGUAAGAAGCAGUACUACGAUGGCACCCUCUUCCACAGGUCCAUCCGAAACUUCGUGAUACAGGGGGGUGACCCCACGGGCACAGGCACAGGGGGGGAGUCGUACUGGGGAAAGCCCUUCCGAGACGAGUUCCGGCCCAACCUCUCGCACACGGGCCGCGGUGUCCUCAGCAUGGCCAACUCGGGGCCCAACACCAACAAGUCUCAGUUGUGGAUGGCAGCCUUGCUGGCAACCGAACAGUCAGGAUGCCCGUCACAGUCUGUCAGCUUCAUCACCUUCCGCUCCUGCGCUUACCUGGACAGGAAGCACACCAUCUUCGGGCGGGUUGUUGGAGGCUUUGACACACUGACGGCCAUGGAGAAUGUGGAGAGUGACCCCAAAACUGACCGCCCUAAGGAGGAGAUUCGCAUGGACUCCACCACAGUGUUUGUGGACCCCUACGAGGAAGCCGACGCCAAGAUCGCUGAGGAGCGGAAGAAGACGCGGCUGGAGGCAGCGGCCCUGGAGAGCACAGCCAAGACCAGCCAGCCCCAGCAGGGGAGCCAGGGCCCCCAGACGUACCGCCAGGGAGUGGGCAAGUACAUCAGCCCGGUGGUCACGAAACGGGUAGCAGAGGAAGAGCCCUCCACCAGUGCAGCUGUCCCCGUGGCCAAGAAAAAGCCCAGCCGAGGUUUUGGGGACUUCAGCUCGUGGUAGCAGGCUGGCUGCUCUGGAUUCUGGUAGGGACUUGGACUGUGUCCCGAGUUGUCUGCCCUUUGAGCUGCAACUCAAUAAAGCUCUGGUCUAUUG